UAUUGUUGUCAUAGCUCGAUAGCUCUCUUCCGUGAAUUGAUGCUCUCAGAAUGAGUCACGAAUACGUAGCAGAAUAUUCGUUGUUCUUCAAGAAAGACAAAGCAAACAGCUCAAACUAGUCCACUUAAGCUGUCCAUCCUGUCUUUAUCUAACUACAUUCCAAAAUUGCUGCGUGAAAGAUUCGAAGAAUUAUUACAAUUUACGAGUUAAAUCCGCCUGGCACAACAAAGGAAUUUUCCUGCUGACCUGACGGAGCUGUGUUAUUUACAUUACACGGAGAGACUUACGCUACGCUCGCUACGUGGAACUUUACAACUAGGCCUACUUUGAACGUGGAUUGUUACUUUUGGAGUUAGAUUUCACAUUAAUGCAGACAUUGUUGACAUAAUGAAGGACGAAAUAGCAGCAGCAGUUGUAUUUCUGACAAGGAUCGUGAAGAGGAACACGAGCCUAACAGCUGAACAAAUGAGUAAAUUCUCGGAAAAGUUGGCGCUAACACUCAUUGAGAAGUUCAGAAAUCACUGGUAUGAGGACAAGCCGUCGAAAGGACAAGCGUAUCGCUGCAUUCGAGUUAGCAGAAACGAGCCCCGAGAUAGUGUGAUAAGCAAGACUGCCAAAGACUGUGGAAUUCAUUACAAUCACCUCAACCUACCCGCAGAAUUGUGUCUUUGGGUGGACCCUUUGGAAGUCAGUUGCAGGUUUGGAGAGAGAGGAACAGUUUGUGAAGUAGCUACCUUCAACCAGCAAACUCUGACAGACAACAGACCAUCAACUCCAAUAUCAUCAUCAAACAAUGCCUUCAACGACAACAAUGCAAAUCAACUCUCCCCCACUCCCUCUCCCCCCUCCAGCCCUCCCAGACAGCUCGUCAUCAAUGAUAACCUGAGACCAAACAGCGGUAGGAAGAUGGUGAACUCCUCUCAAUACGUGUUCAAUAGGAACGCAACCAACACGCCUCGUGUUAUACAGCGCCCUCAGAACAAGGUGUGGGUCCGUCAACCAAACCCUGAACAGUACCGAUGGGUCAACAAAUCCAUUGCUGGCAGAGCAUAGCUCCCAUCGCUCUCUCCCUCCCUCCCUCCACGUCAAACUCUCAUUCCCUAAACUAUGGUGCAAACAUUGUGACUUCCCUUUUGGCUAUCGUUGUUUUUUUAAAGGUUUUUAACUUUUUAUAGAUAUUUUGUGCUUGCUUGUGAUAAUUGAUGCUGCGUGAUUGAAUUGAUGUUGUUUUUGUAUCUGGGAAUCAGAGAUUAUGGAAGAGUGUUUAUGGCACUGAAUUCAUAUUAGAUCUUUUUCACAUUUUUUAUAUCAAACUGUACAAUGUCAGGACAUCUUUCAACAUGUGUGCAUUAGUCAUUUUUAUAAAAUUUAAAACCGUUUUUUAUGUUUUGUGAUAUGUUUGUAAAAGGUAUCGGUCUCUGCCAUUCAUCAAAGAACUAUGUAAAAAAAAAAUGCAGUGAUUUUCCAGAAUGCUUGUAUUAUGAUACCAAAGUACUGAAAUGAUGUAUAGAGUCACUGUGUGUUGUUUGUUUGUCUGGUGUGAGACACGUUUUCCUAACCAUGCCAAAGACAAACAGACAUGUGUAAAGUAAUAGAAUCAUGAAUGGAGAAAAUAUUUAUUUCUAGAUUGAACAAAAAAAAAUAAAACAUCAAAUGACAACUAUUAAAA
Messenger RNA from Strongylocentrotus purpuratus (purple sea urchin), 1669 nucleotides. Its product is annotated as maternal B9.15 protein-like. NCBI's taxonomy places the organism in Eukaryota, Metazoa, Echinodermata, Echinoidea, Camarodonta, Strongylocentrotidae. Gene Ontology annotation, cellular component: nucleus; cytoplasm. The record is from RefSeq and is a predicted model, not a curated record. Gene Ontology annotation, biological process: negative regulation of cell population proliferation; negative regulation of mitotic cell cycle. Bases 388 to 1053 code for a protein of 221 amino acids. The transcript is spliced from 2 exons.